Molecule: messenger RNA, 786 nt
Organism: Manihot esculenta (cassava)
Lineage: Eukaryota; Viridiplantae; Streptophyta; Magnoliopsida; Malpighiales; Euphorbiaceae
Exons: 1
Coding region: 206-574 (122 amino acids)
Biological process (GO): photosynthesis
Cellular component (GO): photosystem II; membrane
Source: RefSeq, a predicted model, not a curated record
UGAUUGGCCCAAUCAGAUAACCUUAUCCACCAAUCCCUAACGGAGAAGCUGCCACGUAGGACAGCGAUCAAGAUGGCAACGCCACCUGAUAUCUAAAAUUUCCACCUCUCAUUGCAUCCUCUCCCCCACUCUCAAACACAGCCUUAAGAAUACCAUCUCCCAAAUAAGGACAGUAAAUUCGUAGAACCAAAGAUCGGAGAAAGAAAUGGCCUCAACUUCAGCUGUUUCAAUGGCUAUGCCAUUAACUUCUGCAAGCCAAAAGAGGGUUCUUCCAGGGUCAGAGGCCUUCUUCAAGCCAUUGCAUGUGAGGCCAUCUAAGGCUACAGUGGCAUCAAAAUCCAAUGGGAGGUUUCAAGUGAAGGCUUCAUUGAAGGAGAAGGCAGUCACUGGGUUGACAGCAGCUGCACUCACUGCUUCCAUGGUGAUUCCAGAGGUGGCUGAAGCUGCUGAGUCUGGGGUUUCUCCAUCUCUCAAGAACUUCUUGCUCAGCAUUGUGGCUGGUGGGGUUGUGCUCUUUGCCAUUGUUGGUGCUGUAAUUGGAGUAUCCAAUUUCGACCCUGUCAAGCGGAGCUAAGGGGUGUAAUAAAAAAAUUUCUUAGGUUUCUGGGAAUUCUUUUUCCUCUUUUGUGUUUAUGUAUCUCUACGAUGUUUCUAGUGUUAAUCUGUCUUAAAUUCUGUGUUUGUUUUGUCUGUCCCUUCCUCAGCUGUAAUUUCACCUGAAACCUGUGGAUUCUGACAUUUUCAUUUUCUAAUUUCGCCAAUACAAGAAACAUAAAUUUCCAGGAA